Messenger RNA from Pleuronectes platessa (European plaice), 3179 nucleotides. It is a transcript of the gene hdr, whose product is annotated as hematopoietic death receptor. Gene Ontology annotation, molecular function: protein binding. NCBI's taxonomy places the organism in Eukaryota, Metazoa, Chordata, Actinopteri, Pleuronectiformes, Pleuronectidae. The record is from RefSeq and is a predicted model, not a curated record. Gene Ontology annotation, cellular component: plasma membrane; cell surface. The transcript is spliced from 10 exons. Bases 144 to 1379 code for a protein of 411 amino acids. Gene Ontology annotation, biological process: positive regulation of apoptotic process; TRAIL-activated apoptotic signaling pathway.
AAAGCGCCGCCGGGUCCCAGGCACUGGUCUUAGAGGAUUUCCAGCAGCGCAUCGGUACGUGACAGGAGCACCAGUGAAUCCAGUAAAAACUAUUUUGGAAUGAGUCUGUUCAAAGCUGUGGAUUUUCACCUGAAGAACCAAACAUGACCUUCAUCAGCACAAGUUUUGCCGUGCUGGUCUUGCUCCUCUCAACCACUGGGGUGUUUCCGCGGCCCAGCCUUGACUUUGGAAGCAGGACACAGCGGGAUGUCCACUGCAAAAGAAAUCAGGAGUACCUGUACGGCAACAAAUGCUGCUUAAACUGUCCAGCUGGUACGCAUUUGCAAUCGCACUGCAGCCGAACAGGAGAGAGCGGGCAGUGUGAGGAAUGUGACUUCGAUACAUACACUGAGCAUCCCAAUUACCUAAAUCAGUGUCUCAAGUGCACAAAGUGUCGGCGAGAUCAGGAGAUUGUAAGGCACUGUAUGCCCACCCAAAAUACUGAAUGUGGAUGCAAAGCGGGAGGAUUUUGUGAUCCUCAACAAGCUUGUGAAAUAUGCAAGAGGUGUUCAAAGUGCGGAAAGGACGAGGAGAUAGAGAGGAACUGCACCUCCACCACCAACACGGAGUGCAAGAAAAUCCAGCCCGGCUCUGGCUCUGGCUCUAGCUCUGCCUCAGCAAACGCGUAUGUGAUUGUGAUCGUUGUAAUCGUCGGUCUUCUUGUGGUCGCUGUGGUUGCAGUACUUAUCUGGAAGAAAUGCCGAUCAACAGACUCUGGGAGAGAUCCGCCGGAGGAGAUUAAAGUUGAGCAGGAUUGUUUAGACCGCUGUCCCACUGAGGAAAGGGAGUACGGAGAAACCCGAAGGCCAAGCUUCGCUCACUGGGCACUGGUGAGAGGCAAUUCCUCCGUCACUACGGAGGAAAAGCACAAGCUGUGUGAAAGCCUCAACAGCUCGGCCAGUAACUCGCACCACAGUCUAACUGGCCUGCCAUCCGCCUUACCUGUAAUCCCCUUCCCAACCAGACCUGUGUAUGCCCGGACGCCCGACAAGAGGGAAGAAGAGGACUUUCUCAAACUUAAUCCUGUGAAUGGUGAAGAGUCUCUGAGGAAAUGCUUCGAGUAUUUUGAGGAAAUUGAGUUCGACCAACACAAGAGAUUCUUCCGUAACCUUGGGAUCAGCGACAAUGUGAUUAAAAGCAAAGAGCCCCUUAACUAUGUGGACAAGAUCCAUGAACUGCUGAAUAUUUGGGUGGAGAGAGAAGGCAGAGAGGCUAGCCUGAACGACCUGCUGAAAGCAUUACUUGAUUUGAAACAGAGGCGAACAGCGGAGAAGGUCAAGGAGGAAGCUAUUCUCAAUGGUCAUUACGUCGAGUGUCCAACAGAAUCAGAAAUACUUUGAUGAUCCCAGGGAGAAGUUGUGUUUGUUCCAAUGGCUCCAACAAAGAUAAGAAAUAUAAGAUUUACAAAAUGUAUAAAAUUCUGCGUUCUGUACAUUGAGAUGAGUAUCUAGUAGAGAGUGCAUCUUACACUCGGAGAGAGGAGAUGUGUAGUUUGAUGGCCACAGGCAGGAAUGACUUCCUGUGGUGCAUCUUGGUGGUUUCAGUCUUGCACUAAACGUGCUCCUGUGUUUGACCAGAACCUCAUGGAGAGGGUGGGAGACAUUAUCCAGAAUGGCAUGUAGUUUGCACUGCAUCCUCCUGUCUGGAACCGCUAUCAGGUGGUCCAGUUCCACCCCCCCCCCCCCCCCCAGCAUCACUGGCCUUGCUGAUCAGUUUGUUGAGUGUGUUGGCUUCUGCAAUCCUCAGUCUGCUGUCCCAGCACACAACAGCAAACAGGCGAGCACUGGUCACCAGGGUCUCAUAAAACAUCCUCCGGACAGUCCGGCAGAUGUUGAAGGAUCUCAGUCUUCUCAGGAAAUGGAGGCGGCUCUGGCCCUUCUUUUAGAGGGCAUCAGGGUUCUUAGCCCAGUCCAGCUUAUGGUCUAAAAACACUCCCAGGUAUUUGUAAUCCUCCACAAUGUCCACGCUGACUCCCUGGAUACAAACACGGGUCAUCGGUGUCCUAACUUUCCUCAGAUUCACAACCAGCUCCUUUUGUGAGCGGUGAACUUCCUUUUUAGGGACCAAAAAAAAAGGAUCAAAACAUGAGGAUUACUCACUUGUGAGGUCCUUGUUGCUGAGUGCUUCUCCUCCAUCCAGUACUGGUUGGAGGAGCAUUGUACAAACCACAGUUGUGUUUUGGCCAGUAGUCAAUCUAUUCAGCCAAAGAAAGCCCACUACCAAUCAACAGGGAUGUAGUGUCAUGAAUUGGCGUUAGCUUGUGUUGACUUCUGCUGCUGUGAUAAAGAAGGCAUGACUGGGGAGGCCAUUGUUCCUUCCCCAUAAUGUCUGCCUUGUCCUGUGGCAUCACUUAAGGCUACUACGCAUAGUGUUUGGAGAGUAUUAUUAAACAUGCAUUACUAAUAUUACUUGUCCAGCCAAAACACUUGCUCGUUGUCUUUCAAAGUCAGUCUUUUGCUGACUCGCCUGCUUCUAUCUUCAGUCCUGUUCUCUACAGUCCUGAUGAGAAAAUGCUUUGUUAAGAUUCGUUUAAGUCACAUUUGCCUUAAAGCUUAUUUUACUUGAAAUAGUAAGUGCCUGCUAUCUUUCAUGCCAGACUAUUUUAACAGAAGCCAAAUUAAGAUAUGCUAAUGUCUGUCAUAGUGUGUAUGAUGUCCAUUAGAGAUUAUUGAUGUUCUUAUUUUAUUUAUUUGAUUGUAAUGUUCUCAGGAAUUAAUGCCUUUUGGUUGCACUAACUGAGGAACAAAUUCCGUAGAGCAAUAGGAUUACUGCAAUUAAAUAUGGAGGAUAGAAGUUAAAGUUAUGAAUAUUUAUAAAAAAUGUUGUCUGCCUGACUCUAACUUAUAGUUCUAUUGGUUUACUACCAGUGAACAGCUGAAAAUGUUGUGUGUUGCAUUUCUGGGUACCAUGAUAUGCUUCCAGUCACAUUGUUACACCAUUGUGUGUGUUUUUUGCACACUUUUUUGUCUCUUUUUGUCAUGUUCGGGUCAUACAAUGUUUUUUUUUAACUCUGACAUAUUUCUUUUUAUAUAGAAUCUCAAGAAUUUUGUUUUUACAAAGAAGUUACAUGUUAAUGAAAUAUCAAAUUGAGCAUCUGAGCAAAAACUGAACCUUAAGAAAUAAAACAAUGUGAAUAUGAA